AUGUCGUUGGUUAAAGAAGGAGGUUCGUUGACAUAUCAAGUUCCGGUUUUGACACCAACGAAUUAUCACGUGUGGGCGGUUAAAGUCAAGUCAAUUAUAGAUGCACAUGGCAUAUGGGAGACGGUCGAACCGAAGACGUCUGAUAAAGCACCAGAUCAAAAGAAAUCAAAACAAGCUCUUGCUUUUUUGUUUCAAGCGAUACCCGAAGACAUGGUGUUGCAAAUGGCGAGUUACACCGACCCAAAGCAAAUGUGGGAUGGGCUAAAAACACAGUAUUUGAGAGUGGAUCGGGUGAGAACGGCUCGACUUGCAACCUUAAAAAUGGAGCUUGAAAGUUUACGCAUGAAAGAGGAUGAAACAGUUGAUGAUUUUGUGACGAAAUUAUCCGGUUUAGCAUCAAAAGUAAGGAGUCUUGGAUAUGAGCUUGAAGAAGGUGAUUUGAGCAAUGUUUUCGAGUUGGAUUCAAUGUUAUUCGAUGAACCGGUUGGUAGAUUAAAGGCGUACGAGGAGCGUAUAAGAGGAACUGAGAAAGUGGAGGACACUCAAGGUGGGUUGUUGUUGGCUAGUGACGAAAAGUCACAUGUUUGUAAGCAUUGUGGCAAUGGACGUUCAAAUCGAGAUGACUUUGGACAUGGCCGGGGAAGAGGUCGGGGGUCCGGGAGAAGUCGAGAUGGUAAUGAACGUGUCCGGGAUAAAAGUCACGUUAGAUGUUACAAAUGUGGUGAGUUCGGUCACUAUAAAAACGAGUGUCUAAAAUGGGAAAAGGAAGAAGCGGGUCUAAUCGAAGAGGAACCGGCAUUGUUUUGA
Messenger RNA from Lactuca sativa (garden lettuce), 807 nucleotides. RefSeq lists its product as uncharacterized. The record is from RefSeq and is a predicted model, not a curated record. Gene Ontology annotation, molecular function: zinc ion binding; nucleic acid binding. Lineage: Eukaryota; Viridiplantae; Streptophyta; Magnoliopsida; Asterales; Asteraceae.